Messenger RNA from Suillus fuscotomentosus, 1063 nucleotides. RefSeq lists its product as uncharacterized. The record is from RefSeq and is a predicted model, not a curated record. NCBI's taxonomy places the organism in Eukaryota, Fungi, Basidiomycota, Agaricomycetes, Boletales, Suillaceae. The transcript is spliced from 3 exons. Bases 160 to 804 code for a protein of 214 amino acids.
UCGAAGAAGACUGGCAAGUGGACUGUCAGUGGUUAAUUUUUGGUCAUCGCUGUAUUCUUACACUAAGCUCGGCACUGCUUUUGUUUAGGCCACAAUCCACAACUGAUAUGAAUCCCUUUGUCCUGUGCCACAGGGUCUCACUUCUUCCUUCCCCUACUUAUGCCUGCUCUCAAAGUCACCAUCGCGCCUUCCCCCACAGCCGGCCAGCGCACUCCAUCUUUCUCUCAGCCUUAUCCAUUGCAGUCUUCACGCAUGUCUCUUCGUCGCACUGCUUCUUUUCUCUCUUUGUCAGACUAUGAAGGUGACGAGGAUACCUCGUUACAGUCUGGCCCCUCUUCAUUUUACGCAAAGGCCCAACUUCCACUCGUUCCCUACAAUCGUACUCUGCAUCACUACAAGGAGCAGCGCGAACGACGUAAAGCUGCCCUCAGCCGCAGUCGUCCCGAAUUUACCAUCGCUCCACCCUCUACCAAGCAACCCGGUAAAGCAGCCCCUCACCCGCCACACAAACAAAUGACAGGGCUGCGGACCUCUUCCCCGUUAUCGCCCACUCAGAAACUCCUUCCACCCCGCGCUUCUUUUCCUCGUUCGAAGCCGGAGCCGGACUUGUACCGUAUCGCAAUUAAAGCCCGUAUGCGGUGCUCCCCUGAAGGCGCGAAGAUUCUUCGCAUGGGUCCUCGCAUGGCUGUGUCUAUAUUAGCCGCUACUCGGGACCUUGAGAUGCUUGUGUCAACACAUGAGGUGCGUGAUGCAACCCUGAUGCUACUAUGCGACAUCCGCAUCAUGCUCUCACAAAUGAUCUGACGAUCCGGGAUGACCUGAAACGAUUCAGAUCUGUACGGGAGCAAUCACAUUGAAUUUACCGGAUUUUCAGAAGGGAAUGUCUUCAUUCAUUUAUUACAUCUUCCUUCUUCCUCCACUUCGUCUGUCUAUUAUGCCGGAAGAUUAUUGGCCAUUUAGGAUUAUUUGUUGUACCAAUACUUAGUUAUUUUCACGUGCUUCCUUCGAUCAACAUACCCCACACGACCAUGCAUUUGUACCGUAUCACUCAUCAAUUAUUUAC